GCGCCGUAUUGAUUCCCGCAUCGAGGCGUCGAGAUAGGCGGCGAGACGUCAGUUCAAGCCAACCGUCCCACCUAGUCGGACGGUAGUGAAAACCGCGACUUACUGGUCCACUCGAGCCGGAUCAAGUGAGCACCAGCUGAAGUUCUCGGCAGGCACCGUCGACCACGACCAACCUAGGUGGAUGCCUCGACGGAGACGGGCGCCUGGCGCGGCAUGACAAGCGAAUACGCGGCGAACGAGCCGCCUAACUUGAUACUAAACAAUGGCACCUUCGUGGUGCAGGACACAUGCCUCUUGGUGCGAAAAUGGUGGUGUUUCCUACUGUCCAGCGUGUGCACCUUUGUGGCCGGGCUGCUUAUCGUGCUGGUGUGGAGGCUGUUCGCCUUCCUGUGCUGCAGGAAGGAGGCAGAACUGGGUCCGAACGAUCCCAAACAGAAGGAGCAGAAGGCUGCCAGACAGGGGAAGCAGGAGUUUGAGGGUACCUUCAUGACGGAAGCCAAGGAUUGGGCUGGAGAACUGAUAUCUGGACAGACUACGACUGGGAGAAUCCUUGUCGUUCUGGUGUUCAUUCUCAGCAUUGCAUCACUUAUAAUAUACUUCAUAGAUGCUUCGAACGAUGGCGUUGAACGCUGCCAAGAGUGGAGCAACAAUAUAACACAACAAAUCGACCUUGCCUUCAAUAUAUUUUUUAUGGUCUAUUUUUGUAUAAGAUUUAUAGCUGCUAGCGAUAAGUUAUGGUUUAUGCUAGAGAUGUACUCGUUUGUAGACUACUUCACGAUACCCCCGUCCUUUGUGUCUAUAUAUUUGAACCGCACUUGGAUCGGUCUUCGAUUUCUUCGCGCUCUACGCUUGAUGACUGUUCCCGAUAUUUUACAGUAUCUCAACAUAUUGAAGACUUCCAGUUCCAUACGACUUGCUCAGUUAGUUUCCAUAUUUAUAUCGGUUUGGUUGACAGCCGCCGGCAUAAUACACUUGUUAGAAAACUCAGGUGAUCCAUUAGACUUUCGCAAUCCUCAUCCUCUACCGUAUUGGACCUGCGUAUAUUUUCUUAUCGUUACCAUGUCGACAGUAGGUUAUGGUGACGUCUACUGUCAAACGGUCCUCGGUAGGACUUUUCUUGUUUUCUUCCUGCUAGUCGGCUUGGCGAUUUUUGCAAGUUGUAUACCUGAGAUCAUUGAUCUGAUCGGAACUAGGCCAAAGUAUGGCGGCACACUGAAGAAUGAAAGAGGCAGAAGGCACAUAGUGGUAUGUGGUCACAUUACAUACGAAUCAGUUUCGCAUUUUCUGAAAGAUUUUCUACACGAAGACAGGGAGGACGUUGAUGUUGAAGUAGUGUUCCUACACAGGAAACCACCUGAUCUUGAACUGGAAGGUCUCUUCAAGAGACAUUUCACAACCGUAGAGUUCUUCCAAGGUACCAUAAUGAACCCUAUAGAUCUUCAAAGGGUCAAGGUACACGAAGCAGAUGCAUGUUUGGUGCUGGCCAAUAAAUAUUGUCAAGAUCCAGAUGCCGAGGAUGCCGCCAACAUCAUGAGAGUCAUCUCCAUCAAGAAUUACAGCGACGAUAUCAGAGUCAUCAUUCAGCUGAUGCAGUAUCACAAUAAGGCUUAUCUCCUGAACAUACCAUCGUGGGAUUGGAAGCAAGGAGAUGAUGUCAUCUGUCUAGCCGAAUUGAAGCUGGGUUUCAUCGCUCAAUCCUGUUUGGCUCCAGGUUUUUCAACGAUGAUGGCGAAUUUAUUUGCCAUGCGUUCUUUCAAAACGUCACCUGACACCCAAGUUUGGCAGAACGAUUACCUUCAAGGCACAGGAUGUGAGAUGUACACAGAGACUUUGUCCCCAUCAUUCACAGGCAUGACCUUCCCUCAAGCCAGCGAAUUGUGCUUCACCAAAUUAAAACUUCUUCUGCUAGCCAUAGAAGUGAAAGGUACGGAAGGAGCAGAUAUAAAGAUUUCUAUUAAUCCACGAGGAGCAAAAAUAGUUGCCAAUACACAAGGAUUUUUUAUAGCCCAAUCAGCUGACGAAGUAAAAAGGGCCUGGUUUUAUUGCAAAGCCUGCCACGACGAUAUCAAAGAUGAGACCCUCAUCAAGAAAUGCAAAUGUAAAAAUUAUGUCGGAAUGAUCAUGAUGCAGACUGGCAUGGUCAAACAGGGCCUAAAUGCGACCUAUCACAGAUACUUGGAUGUGGCUACAUUCAGGAAAGGUGUUAGAGCUAUUCAAUUGGUCGGAAGAGCAAGCGAGGACUUUACCUACUCAAAUGAUCAUCAACCUCCCCCUACUUUCACCCCACCAGAGUUACCCAAGAAGGUUCAUCUCAGAGGUGACAUAAACAGGCAUGAAGAUUUUCACAUAGGUCAUCGUAAUCAGAACCACAGGAACAGUGCCAUGAUAACUUCUAACAUGGUCAACUCAACAAAACCUUUGAAUAAGGUGAAACCAAACGUCAACAGAACCACGACUGAUACUGUUGUGUCUCCUGGGUAUAACUCGAGAACAACGGAACAGGAUACCACAUCUUAUGCAGGCUACCAUCUUGCCUAUGAAGUCAAAAAACUCAUGCCGACAAGUCGGACUAGUGGAGGUACCAACCAAAACAACAAUGGAGUGGCCCUCCCUGUAGGUUUAGCUGACGACCAAGCGAAGGACUUUGACUUUGAAAAGACUGAAAUGAAAUACGAUAGUACCGGAAUGUUCCACUGGGGACCAGCAAAAGGACUCGAGGAAUGCAUCCUUGACCGAAAUCAAGCGGCAAUGACUGUACUGAAUGGUCACGUGGUGGUGUGCUUGUUCGCCGAUCCUGAUUCUCCUCUGAUUGGGCUCAGGAACCUGGUGAUGCCACUUCGUGCCAGCAACUUUCAUUACCACGAGCUCAAACAUGUUGUGAUAGUUGGUUCUGUAGAUUAUAUCAGGAGGGAGUGGAAGAUGCUGCAAAAUUUACCGAAAAUAUCUGUUCUGAAUGGUUCACCAUUGAGCAGGGCAGAUCUCAGAGCUGUGAAUGUCAAUUUAUGUGAUAUGUGCUGCAUUUUGUCAGCGAAAGUUCCAAGUAAUGACGACCCCACAUUAGCAGAUAAAGAGGCGAUAUUGGCUUCCCUCAAUAUCAAGGCCAUGACCUUCGACGAUACGAUAGGAGUGCUCAGCCAGACCAAUGGUGACAAUACCGCAGGAACUCCUGUGGGAAGCCCUAUCAUCUUGCAGAGGAGGGGAUCGGUCUACGGUGCUAAUGUUCCCAUGAUUACUGAACUGGUAAACGACAGCAAUGUGCAGUUCUUGGACCAAGACGACGAUGAUGACCCAGACACUGAGCUCUAUCUGACUCAGCCUUUUGCGUGUGGAACAGCUUUUGCAGUCAGUGUGUUGGACUCUUUGAUGUCCACCACCUACUUCAAUCAGAAUGCCUUAACUCUCAUCAGGUCGCUCAUCACUGGAGGAGCCACUCCAGAACUUGAGCUCAUACUAGCAGAAGGAGCUGGCCUACGAGGAGGAUACAGCACACCCGAUAGUCUUUCGAAUAGGGACAGAUGUCGAGUGGGCCAGAUAUCUUUGUACGAUGGACCAUUGGCCCAAUUUGGGGAGACUGGAAAGUAUGGCGAUCUAUUUGUGGCUGCGCUCAAACAGUUUGGGAUGCUCUGUAUCGGAUUGUACAGGUUUAGGGAUACAAGUUCAUCCUGCGACGCCAGUAGUAAAAGAUACGUCAUCACUAACCCGCCAGAUGAUUUUCAGCUACUACCAACUGAUCAGGUUUUCGUGUUGAUGCAGUUCGAUCCAGGCCUGGAGUACAAGCAAGUAAGAGGGCGUGCAGCAACUGGUCAAGGUAGCGGUACAGGUGGAGGGGGCACUAACAAAGACGACAAUUCUUGACUACUGCUUUGUAGCGCCCUCACCGAUGGUCCCUAUUCCUAUAUUUAAUUAUUUCGCCAAGUCAUCAUUCCAAUUUUUGUUAUUUUUAUUCUUUAAUGUUAAGUACAACAGACAUGUUAUUGGGUAAGAAUACAACAUGUUUUGGGAGGUUGUAUGAGGUAUAUACUUAUAAUUUUUUUUUCUUUGUUAAACUCGAAUAUUUGUUUUUCAUGAUUAUUGAAAAAUGGAGAAUGGUAUAAGUACAAUGAAACUUAGGUUUCAAUAUUGAAGUUUGCACAUAUUUCGUUAUCAUAAUGGUUAAAGUAUAACCUCACACACAUGUGAAGAGAAAACUGCUCUCCUUUUAAAAGUGGCAACAGUGAGUAUUAUUCUUUGACAUUUCUCAUGUCAUUUGUGGUCAGACGAUUGUGUUAUUCAAUCAUAGGGAAAUACAAUUCUUAAUAACGUUCAGAAAAUGUUGAAUUGUUUUUUUCAGAAAAGUGCUCAUUUGUGAAUACUCGGAGAAAUUUAUUGUCAAAUUUCUCUCAGUAUUCACAAAUAGGCACUGAUUUUGAUUAAACAAUUUAACAAUUGCUAAACGUUGUUGAAGCGUGUAUCUUCGAAUAAAUAAAUGACAUAACCUACUGAAAAUAAAUGACAUUAUAAAUGUCAAAAAAUAAUACAGUGUUGCCAUUAUAACAGUUUUUAAGCUUACAAUUCCUAUUGGAAAAACCCCUUAUUUUUCUUUUAUAGUUUUAUUUUACGAAAUGAGUUUAUUCGCUUUGUUUUCAAGAUUUAUUCUUUUUUCGUAUUUUGAAAUGUUUAAUGUUUGGAUUCGCCCUCAUCUAGGUUGUGAAUAUAAUUAGAAGAUGUUAAAUGGGAGAUUUUUUUUAAAUUUACGGGCAGUUUUCUCGUUCAAAUCAAUCCCACCAAACUGACAAUCAACAAACUGUUCAGUUCUUCUCCGAAUAUAAACAUUGUUUCUAAUUUUUCGUGAACCUUUUCUUGUUUGGUUCUCCCUUUUUAGAAAUUCUUCAAGAAGAGGGCGCUACAAAUGAUCGGAAUAUUGAAAUUUUGAAGAAGUGUGCUUUAAAAUGAAUCUUGUGAAUAGUUUCAUCACAUCGAUGAAAAAACUUAAAAAAUUACGAUUGCCUAUAAGGGAAAUUUUUUAAUCUGCUGUGCCAUGUGAUCAAGAGCAAGUGAAAAAGAGCUUUUAUAGUGAAAAUGUUAAAUAGUAGAUUUAUUGUUAGAUGCUGAAGGUAUAAUGGUAAAAUGACCUAAUUGUUAUUGUGAAAUUAAUUUUUAUAUAGUUAAUCGUUAAAAAUCUUUUUUAUAUUGUAAUCAAAGGUGUAAAAUAUGUAUAUAUAGUACAUGCAGGCAAGUUAGUUCUGAUUUUAUCAUCAAAUGUGCUUGGAAAUCGAAAAUUCGAAAUAUAACUAUCAUCUGAAUUCAUCAAAAAAGUGCUUUAAAAAAUUUGUUGACGAUUGAUGAGGAAUUCUGAUCAUAAAUCAUAACUUCUUUCAAUUUUCUGAUUUUGGAACGUAUCAUUUCUGCUCAAUAAAAUAACAACUUUCAAUUGAUACAAACAAUCAAAAAUUUCAAAUCUUCGCGAGAAUAUUUGAGAACCAAGACGAAGUCUGUAAAAAAACACGUUUUUUAAUACAACUCUAAUUUGCCUGAAGAAAUUAAAAGGAUUUAAAAUGUGAUAUUGUAUAUAUUUAGUUUUCAAUCUAAAAUUUCGUUGUUUAUACGCAAAAAAAAAACAUGUGUACAGUAAUUUAUUGAAUUCCAAUUGGACUCUUAUCUUGUUUAGCAAUAUAUCGAUAUUGAAUUAUUGGAAAACAGAAUACGGCUUGAAAAUAGAUAUUUACGAUGUUUUUUAAAUGAUGACAUACUCGAUCCAGCAAAAGAAUUUACUGAUAUUGAAAAUGCAACAAUCUCACAUGUGUGUCUUGUUAAUUAUUAUAUAUUAAUUAUAUAGGUAAUCACUUCAUUCAAACAUAAGACUUAUGAAGGUAAUCGCUGAGAAAUGAAAAUACGAUUGAUUUAACAAACUGUGAAACAAACAUACGAACAUGAGUGUUAUUUAAAAAAAAAAAAAAUUAUUCGCUUGUACAAUUUUCGACAAAGAUAAUAUUUUCAAUUUUCGUAAUGGAAUUUUGGAAGCUUGGUAUAACCUAUUUAUACAGGGUGUCCCAGAGUAGAUGUAACAAACUUGAAGAGAAGAUCUUGAAUGAAAAUAUGGCCGAAUUUCUUGUAUGAGUUCUAACUCUUUUUACUUUCUAGAAUUGAGCAAGGAAAAAAUUGAGGAUGUUCAAAAUGAGCACCAUUAUUUUCGGUACAAGCUCAGCAAUUUUAUAAUUAUUGAAAAAAAUCAGUUAGGACCCAUGUUUUCACGAAAUUUGUUCUUAUAUUCAGUAGUACUAUCUACACUAUCAGUUUGUUACACCUACUGUAAGCAUGAAUGGCAUAUCCCAAGCUUCCCUUCUAGGUUAUAAAAAUGCAUAUCACUGCUGAUAUCUAUAUUUCUAUGCCCAAAUUAUGAAGCCGAGCAAUAUUUUAAUAUAAUUAAAUAUUAUAAGCAAUGUUGUUAGCAUAUCAACGUAAUCAGUCAAUUGACACUUAUUUCUUUUAAAAUCCGUUUAAUGAUGUAAGGAAUGAGUAUAAAAACCAUUUUGUUCCAUAUGAAUAAAAUAAUUUAUCGUAUUUUUCAAUUCGGCGAUUCAAUCUUCAUGCCAUGAAUUAAAAAUCGCACUUCCAUUUUUCGAUGGUAUAUGUAAAUCGAGUGUCAUAUGACGCUAAUAAAAUGUAGAAAAAAUG
Molecule: messenger RNA, 6654 nt
Organism: Harmonia axyridis
Lineage: Eukaryota; Metazoa; Arthropoda; Insecta; Coleoptera; Coccinellidae
Gene: slo
Product: calcium-activated potassium channel slowpoke
Exons: 27
Coding region: 214-3855 (1213 amino acids)
Biological process (GO): transmembrane transport; potassium ion transport
Cellular component (GO): postsynaptic membrane
Molecular function (GO): large conductance calcium-activated potassium channel activity
Source: RefSeq, a predicted model, not a curated record